AUGAUUUUCUAUCUUCCUGCUAUUUCUCUUCCGUUUGUCUUCUACCCCGAACUUGCUUUUCCAAACUUUCCUUCUUCCUUUAUAUUCAAUACCCAGUUUUCCUUUUUACUUUAUUACCUUUUAUUUUGCUGGCUUCCAUUCAUAUAUUCGGUGUAUUUUUUUUAUUUUAUUUUCGACAUUUAUGUUCUUUCUUUUUUCUUCAUACUUUCUUCAUUUUCCUUUUUUCCAAUAUACUGUGUCUCAUAUUUAUUAUUUCAUUGUCAUUUUUCUUUCUUUUAUCUUCAUACUCUUUCCUUUUUUCCUUUCUUUUAUCUUCAUACUCUUUCCUUUUUUCUUUCAUUUAUCUUCAUAUUAUUUCUUUUUUUCUUUCUUUUAUCUUCAUAUUCCUCCAUUUUUCUUUCUUUUAUCUUCAUACACUUUCCUUUUUUCUUUCUUUUAUCUUCAGACUCCUCCAUUUGUCUUUCUUUUAUAUUCAGACUCUUUCCUUUCUUUCUUUCUUUUAUAUUCAUACUCUUUCCAUUUUUUCUUUCUUUUAUUUUCAUACUCCUUCCUUUUUUUCUUAAUUCUCUUCAUAUAUUCCGUAGAGCUUAUUGUUUUUCUUAUCUCCAAUUUUAUUUUUCUUCUUCAUGUGUCUUCUUUCUUGCGUUCUUCUUUCGUCAUAAAUUAAUGUACCUUAUUUUGUCAUGUCUUCACUGA
Molecule: messenger RNA, 696 nt
Organism: Acanthosepion pharaonis
Lineage: Eukaryota; Metazoa; Mollusca; Cephalopoda; Sepiida; Sepiidae
Source: the annotation of a GenBank genome assembly